This is a messenger RNA of Camarhynchus parvulus, 1990 nucleotides long. It is a transcript of the gene CYREN, whose product is annotated as cell cycle regulator of NHEJ. Gene Ontology annotation, biological process: double-strand break repair via nonhomologous end joining; negative regulation of double-strand break repair via nonhomologous end joining. NCBI's taxonomy places the organism in Eukaryota, Metazoa, Chordata, Aves, Passeriformes, Thraupidae. The transcript has 3 exons. The record is from RefSeq and is a predicted model, not a curated record. Gene Ontology annotation, cellular component: cytoplasm; nucleus. The coding region runs from base 339 to 749 and encodes 136 amino acids.
CGCCAUAAGCGAGCGCUCGAGGCGGCACCGUAACCGAGCGCUCGGGGGCGUCGCCGGGCCCGGCCCGCCAGACCCCCCGGGCUCGGAGGCUGCACGCGUCGUUCCCAACGUGCCGUCUGCUCCGCAGCUGGCCCAGAGCCACGUUUGCGCCUUGACGGAAUAUCGAGGGACGCGCGGCCUCACGGCCUGCCUGCCUAAUCAAACACGGGGCUCUGUCGUGACUUGGGUUUUAGGGCGGCCUGGCGCUGCUUUUCCAGCUCCCCUGCACUCCCGGUCGGGCGGGAAGCAGCCCCAGAGUGACGCAGGAAGGCACCCCGGCGGCACCGCCCCGCGUGGCCAUGGCGGCUGGGGCUCGGCGGCGGCAGCUCCCGGCCUGGAUGGGGGCGGCGGGGGACGGGCGGGCGGCGGCGGCCCCGUCCCCCAGCGCCGGGCGGCGGCGGGCGGCGGCGGGGGCCAGGCCGGCGGCGCUGUACUGCAUGAACGAAGCGGAGCUGCUGGAGGUGGCCCUGGCGGUGCUGGCCGAGUGCGAGGAAGGAGAAGAGAAGGCCCGGUCCGGGAGCGAAGAGGAGCAGGAGAUCCCGCCAACACCAAGCGAAGUUCCUGGAAGCACGGCCAACACGGAUGGAGGCAAUGACCGCGGUCCGGCGCUUCCAUCCCCUCCUGGUGGUGGUGCUGACGCAGAGGGGUCAGGCGGGGAGAACUCUGAGGACGAUGUCCUGAAAUACGUCAGGGAGAUUUUUUUCAGCUAGCAUCUCUGACUUCCCAGGAGAAGAGGGCACAAUGGGGAGGGUGUCUCCGCCCGCGGCCCUGGGAACGAUGGCAGGAGGGCCUGGAGCAGGCUGUGCAUCCGUCUGCUGUCUUGGUGCCCUGUGUAGCUGGCAGGAUACCCAGGAACGCCAGAGGGGGAAAGAAGGAGGUACUCAGUUCUCCCACUCUAUGCUGGGCUCAGUGGGAUUUGGCUCCAGAUUAGGAGGUGUUCGUUUCUGUUUCAUAUUUUAGAGCAUGGACAGAUUAAAGAGAACAUUUGGGUUUCUAUGAGUAUCCCUUUGGUGGGUUGGUGUUGGGCAUGGAGGGGAGCAGGGAGCUGCUGACCUGGAAUACCUUUGCUGGCAGAGCUACAUGGUCCUGGUUCAGCCUUGGGGCCUCCCUCAUCCUUGUGGUCCCUCUGUCACAGCUGCAGUGGGGCCUGGCAGGAUGUUCCCAUUGGGUCUGGUGCUGAGUUUGCCUCCAGACUCCAGCAGUCUUCCCAGUGCUGAGGAACACGUGUGGGAGCAAACUGGCAGGGGCCAGGACUGCCCUGAGGGGGCUGACCCCGUGGCAGUGUGCAUGGGGGUCUAGGAGGGGAUGAAGAUGGCUCAGUAUCCUCUUCCCAAUCCAAAAAAAGGACAAAUAAACCAUAUGAGGCCAGCUGUGAGAGCAUGUAUUGAAAUGAAGAAUCGGUCAAAUCAGCAUCACCAGCCUCAUCCCCACCAAGGCUGAAGUAACAGAGAACAUACCCUCAUGUCCCUUGAAACAAAUUCACACAACUGCAAAGAAUAUCACUGUUAAGUAGGCAUUGUUUAUUUACAUAAAUUCUCCCAGCCACUGGAUGAAUUAAUGCAGCAUGUAAUUACAAGGCUGUUACAUCUUCACUACACAGAAAAAUCAAUAACAUAAAAGUCCGGUUUUGAAAAUGAUUAUAUGAACUGGAGUUAACCGUUUCAGUAUUUUCUGCCAUCUAGCGUCUUUUAGGGGUUAUUACUACUCCCUGUAGAGGUUUUGCCGGUCUUUUAAUUCUGCGUCACUUGUCUUCUUACUGCACUUUCUUAGUUGGUGCAUGCUCAGUGUUGUCUUGUUUUCAAACUACAAACCCGCUUCUUUCUGGUGUUACUUUUGUAUCGUCCUAGAUGGCUUUCUUCACAGCCUUGAAGGUUGGUUGUUGAUUGGCUGUUUGCUUAAGUGAUAUGUAUCCUGUCUACUUAUGAAGAAAUUACCUAUUUGGUUACAUUUU